AUGGGCACGAUCAAAUAUACAAUCAAUAAUUUUAUAUGCUGGACUACUUCGCCAGGUGGAAUACUUCAAACUCUAGAAGCCAGUGAUCGAACAUACACAGACCGAGUUCUCUUCACUCUCAAUAGACUAGGAUACACCCCGAAUCCGUUUUUGGACAAGCAAGAGUCAUAUACGGUGCUUAGCUACCUGAUGAGCAACUCAUGGGCCAGCUUUGUCUAUGGUCUUAAUCCGAGUGACUUGAGUGGAAGAGGGAGGAAUGCCACACAAACUAAUCGGCCUGCUUAUACUUUGGAUAAACCUAUGAAUAUGGUCUGGGAUGCAAACAAGACGAGCUAUCCUGAGCCUGAUACCUGGCGGAAAGAGGGCAUUGAUUGGAUCAAUGAGCAUGCUUUGAACUACCAGCGGUAA
This is a messenger RNA of Penicillium pulvis, 408 nucleotides long. Its product is annotated as carboxylesterase family protein-like protein. The transcript is spliced from 2 exons. Lineage: Eukaryota; Fungi; Ascomycota; Eurotiomycetes; Eurotiales; Aspergillaceae. Bases 1 to 408 code for a protein of 135 amino acids. The record is from RefSeq and is a predicted model, not a curated record.